AUGAUGCCAUUUGUGUUAAUCUUGUUAAUACCAACUAUUGUUUCGUGUACAUCAAUCGUAUCUGAUAAUUAUCAACAAGCAUGGACACAAUUAGAAGCUUAUACCAUUAAGAGUUUGAAUGAUUUAGCAUCAAAUUAUCAAAAUGACCUACAAAUCAUCACGAAAAAAGUGAAUAUUACUGACGAAUGUGAACAAGCUCUAAACCAAUGGGCUGAAGGGAUAAAAUCACUGGAUGUUGAGUCUGUAAAGCGUUUGGAUUCAUGGGGACGAUUACCAUCAAGCUUAUUAGAUGGGAGUUUGGUUAGCCUUGGUGGCUUCACCCAAUGCAUGUCAUCAACAACUAACCGUUACUGUUUGGCCUAUGCUAAUAUGCCUUUGAUGCCUACUCAGCCUAUUGAAGGAAUACCCUUUGACUAUCCAUCGAAAGCUUUCAACUUUUCCAGUCCAACAUUCAAUUAUCUUAAAUCUUACAUUCACUAUUUUCGAUACAUGAAUGUUACAAGUGGUAUUUGUGUGCCUCGACAGUGUUCAAAGUUUGACCUUAAGCGUUUAGCUAACGGUUACUCGGAGUAUUUAAAAACUGGUCUGAUUAUAGAUAUUGAUAUGUGUCAAACUCGUGAACCUCACAAUGAAAUACGUUGGUCCCAUAUAAUUGCCUCUAUUUUUGUUGGAUCCAUACUUUGUCUCAAUAUUAUUGGAGUUUGGGCACCAAAAGGAAGUUUCCUGUCACAAUUUAAUUUCGCUGCUAAUAUGGCUAAAUUGUUUUCCACUCGUCCACGUUCACCAGGUCCAACAUCAAUCCCAUGUCUCGAUGGUCUUAAAGCUUUAACUAUGCUGUUCAUGCUCUACAUUCACGUCUUUUUCACUUUACUCUUUCAAAAUAUGACCACUUUCUUCCGUACCCGUGAGUCGGUGACCCAACCGGUAUUUUCGUCAACCCUACUUGGACCUUUUACAAUGGAAACGUUUUUCCUUCUAACCGGGUUAGAGACAACAAUACACUUUCUUUACAACAAGACUAAAUUGGAUGGUAAAGUUUUCCUUUUCCUUAGAUGGACUCGAUUUGUUCCCUCCAUUGCUUGGAUGAUUUGCUGUUAUAUUUUACUGUUUAGUAACCAUUUUCGUGAUUACAUGGGAGGACCUUAUUGGAAUGAUUACUAUGCUACUGGUUCAGUGGCCUCAACUUGUGAGAAAACCUGGUUAGGACACUUGUUCCUUGUCGCCCAUUAUUUUGAUGUCAAAGAAGACAUCAAUAUUUGUAUUCUCGCUGAUUGGUAUUUGGAAGCUGAUUACAUGUUUGCCAUUAUUUUUGUAGUUCUCGUUCUACCAUUUAUACAACGAAAGCGAAAAUCUAUUGCCACAAUUAAUACGAUCCUGUUGAUUUUACUGGGCGCAGUUAUUCUUGGUUCCUUGAUGUACAUCUUUGAUUUACAACAUUCAUGGAUUCCUAUGGCAUAUCCUCAAGACAAAUUAAUGAAAUAUCUAGUUUAUAUCCAUUCAAAAGGUUGGGGGCAUAUGAGCUCUUAUUUUGUUGGUGUACUUCUUGGUUUUAUUAUGGGUGCUUUUCAAUUAAAAGUAUCAAAGCUUGUUUCGUCUUUUAUGUGGCUCCUUUGGUUAACAGCGUGGGCAAUUAUACUUGUUUAUGAGGCGACAAUCAAUUACCGUCUAUUUCCAGUGCCUUACUCGAUUUCGCUAUUUUAUGGCAUGUUUAGCAAAACGAUUUGGUCAUACAUUAUCGCUUGGCUGAUCUAUGCUUGUCACAAUGGCCACAUAAUCGAAGCCAUUCCAAAGUUUCUGUCUUCUAAAGUUUUCACUGUUCUUUCUCGAGUUAAUUUGUCAGCUCUAUUUGUGAAUCCACUUGUUUUUCAACUUCGUAAUGCAACUUGGCAUACAAAUGUCGAAACAAAUAUGAUCGAAUUUGCGUAUUCUGUUGUUUUCCCUCUUCUAGCUUCAAUUUAUGCCUUAUCCUUUUUAUUCUGUGCUCUUGUUGAGGUCCCUUGCGUUAAUAUCAUGAAAAGUUUACUUAUGAAGGAGAGAGGUUCACCCGAAGUUAAACCAAAAAAGACAGAGGUACCUUUAGUAGAAUGUUCAAAAGCAGUUGAUCCAUGA
Molecule: messenger RNA, 2109 nt
Organism: Tetranychus urticae (two-spotted spider mite)
Lineage: Eukaryota; Metazoa; Arthropoda; Arachnida; Trombidiformes; Tetranychidae
Product: O-acyltransferase like protein-like
Source: RefSeq, a predicted model, not a curated record